UCAUCAUCAUCAUCACUCACUUCCACAUGCUUCGAAGAAACGCCUGAACCUUUGGAUUCCGGGCAUGCUGCGCCAAUUUGAUCAAUCCCGAGAUGAAUGUUUCAUUCUCUCUUCUUCCUUCUUACAAUCUCGGAAUCUGCGCUUCUUUCCGCUGGGGAACUUAGAUGCUGUGCUGCUGCGUUCCUCAACAACUGUAGCGGUUCGGCUUUUGUUUUGAAGGUUAAUGGCUUGUUUUAAAGACAAUUUAAUACUGAGAAUCGCAGUGGUGAAGUUACGGCCCUGUUAAAUCUGAGGUUUUAUCGUCUGAAAGGUUGUUGGAACCACAUGCUCAAGCAUGUACAAUACUUUUGAUCUUUGAUAACUUUACAGUGAUCCCAGUUGAUAGUAUUUCUCUUUGUCAUUGUUGGAAGUUUAAAUCUGUUAAAAAUGAAAGAGAUCGACAAGAGAAAAACUCCUAUUAAGAACCAGAGUAAACGAACUCCUAGAGCCGAGAGGAAAGAACGCAAGCCACAACAAGAGACUAUUAGCAAAACUGUAGAUGCUAAAGAAACCGCACCUAAGGCAUUGGAUAUCAAGCCAAACAAUUUAGUAAGCGAGUCGAACACAAACACGAAACCUGCAGAGGUUCAUCAAAACUGGGCUGUAGAUCAUGUUGCUGAUGCCAAUAAGUUUGAGGAGACACAUCAAGAUUCUAACGCCAAUGCAAUUGCUGACAGAGAGAAUGAGAAUGGUGCUGUAGAUUAUAAAUGUACGACGUUGGAGAAAGAUCUCAAUCACAGGAAGGAAGAAAUUUCAGAUUCAGAGACCACAGCGGAUUCGGUUUCGUCAAAAAGUGAUUCACUGACAAUGAAGGAAGAGAAAGUUGAAAGAGUAUCAUUUCCUGAAAAUGUUUUAGAAGAUAACAGUUCAGAUUUCUCUCUUCACAAUUCAAGUGAACAAUUUGAUCACGGUAUAAAUAAACCACCGUCCAAGGAAAUUCAGACAGCAAAUUCAGACAGAGACCCUCCUAGAAUAAAAAACAAAAAGUCUUCCAAAAGCAAUUCUAGGAGUGCAAAAAUUGUGCCUAAACCUUCAUCAGAAUCUUCUGAAGGAACCGAUUACCAGAUUGUUGCUGAGGUAAAGGAUAUUGAAGUUUUGGAUGAGGCAUUAAAUGGUGUUCUCAGCAUUAGAAAUGGUCCCGAUACAAUUGGUGACGAUGAUGAUCUAGUUGAUUGUGAACAAAAAAUUGAAGAAAUGGAAAAAAGAAUUGAUAAACUUGAAGAGGAGUUGAGAGUUGUUGCGGCCCUUGAAAUGUCUAUUUAUUCAGUGGUACCAGAGCAUGGGAGUUCCGCACAUAAAGUGCAUACACCUGCUCGACGCCUGUCUAGAAUUUACAUUUACGCCUGCAAACAUUGGUCUCAAGACAAACGCGCCACGGUUGCAAGGCACAUUGUAUCAGGGCUAGUUCUAAUUGCGAAAUCAUGUGGGAGUGAUGUUCCCAGGUUAACCUUCUGGCUAUCAAAUACUAUUGUGACGAGGGAGAUAACAUCUCAAACAUUUAACAGCGUCCGUAGCUCGAAUGGUGGGAACCCAACAGCUGUUCAAUGGAGGAAUAGAUAUGGAAGUAAACAAGUAAAUAAGUACAACCAGUGUGAAGAGGAUUGGCAAGAGACAGGAACUUUUAUGGCCGCAUUAGAACGAGUUGAAUCCUGGAUCUUUUCACGGAUAGUUGAAUCUGUUUGGUGGCAGUCUUUAACACCAAAUAUGCAACCUCAAGACGCAUCCAAAAACAAAAACAGGGAACGAUUAACGGGUCCUCCCCUCGGUGAUCAACAGCAAGGGAACUUCUCUAUUAACCUGUGGAGAAGUACUUUUCAGGAUGCUUUUCAACGACUCUGUCCUGUCCGAGCAAGCGGUCAUGAGUGUGGUUGUCUUCCUGUUCUUGCAAGAAUGGUUAUGGAACAGUGUGUUUCCAGGCUAGACGUGGCAAUGUUUAACGCUAUUCUCCGCGAGUCUGCCCAUGAGAUUCCAACUGAUCCCGUCUCAGAUCCUAUUGUUGAUGCCAAGGUUCUUCCUAUACCUGCUGGAAAUUUGAGCUUCGGAUCGGGCGCACAGCUAAAAAAUUCUGUUGGAAAUUGGUCUAGAUGGUUAACCAACGUGAUCGGUAUCGAUGCCGAUGACUCUUCGGUAGAUCAACAUGGCAGUGACGAUGACAUUAAACCAGAUGCAGAUGGAAGAUCCAAAUCAUUUCCUCUACUUAAUUCAUUGAGUGAUCUCCUGAUGCUCCCAAAAGACAUGCUUACUGAUCGCUCAGUUAGAGAAGAGAUCUGCCCGUCGAUUAGUCUUCCGUUGAUUACGAGAAUACUUUGUAAUUUCACUCCAGAUGAGUUCUGCCCCGAUCCCGUUCCGGGAACUGUCUUGGAGUUGCUUAAUGCUGCGAGUAUAGUCGAACGGAGAGUGUCGGGUUACUCGGGGAUGAACUUCCCUUACAUAGCUGCUCCAGUUGUCUAUAUUUCUCCUUCAACAUCUGAUGUGGCAGAAAAAGUUGCAGAGGCUGGAGGAAAAUCCCACUUGGAAAGGAACAUCUCCUGUAUUCAGAGGAAGGGAUAUACAAGCGAUGAAGAACUUGAGGAACUGGAUUCUCCUCUCUCGUCGAUUGUCGAUAAACCGACGACUUUGUCCCCGACAUACAAUGCUGAUGGUAAUGGCUGCCAUGAAGACGAUACGACGUUCAACAUGAGGUACAAACUCCUACGAGAAGUAUGGUCGGUAUGAUGAAUGCUCAAACAAGUCUUGUAUGUAUAAUAUUUAUAACAUAUAUAGAUUGUUUCUUUAUGAAAGACUGUUGAAUUUGAAUGAGGAAAGUAGAAAUAACAUAGAGGAAAGUGAGUCAAUUUAGAUGAUCACAGAGAUUAUGUAUAAGGUUAUCUCAGCCAUAUCUUAUUGUAUAUUGCAUUUGAGUUUUAGUUAUUAUAUAUAAACCAUGAACACAUUUUCAUUCCA
Molecule: messenger RNA, 2982 nt
Organism: Cucurbita pepo subsp. pepo (vegetable marrow)
Lineage: Eukaryota; Viridiplantae; Streptophyta; Magnoliopsida; Cucurbitales; Cucurbitaceae
Cellular component (GO): nuclear pore
Source: RefSeq, a predicted model, not a curated record